GGCUCGGGAAGUGCAGGGCUGGGGUCCGCGUGGAAGUUUUCCCUAGGGUUCGGGGACCAGGAGAAACUGUACUUCUGUAAAUGUUGCUGGUUCACUUUUCUCUAAGACACUUCACAGAUCAGAAGAUUUCAAGUUGGAGGUUUUUCAGUUCAUAAUAUGAAAAUGCUGCUGAUCUUGUUCUUCAUAAUAAUUUACACCCAUGUUUCUAUAAACCAAGAUUCUGACCCCGAGUAUGCAGAUGUCGUGUUCCUGGUGGACAGCUCUGAUCACCUGGGAAAUAAGUCCUUCCCUCUUGUGAGAACAUUUAUCAACAAGAUGAUUAACAGUCUCCCCAUAGAGGCCAACAAAUACCGCGUGGCCCUGGCCCAGUACAGCGACAGGCUCCACAGUGAGUUCCAGCUGAACACCUUCAAGAGCAAGAACCCCAUGCUGAGCCACCUCAAGAAGAACUUCGCGUUCAUGGGCGGCUCCCUGCGGGUAGGGAAUGCUCUCCAGGAGGCUCACAGGACCUACUUCUCCGGCCCGGCCAACGGGAGAGACAAGAAACUGUUUCCCCCGAUUCUGGUGGUGCUGGCUUCGGCCGAAUCCGAGGACGACGUGGAAGAGGCUUCCAAGGCUCUGCGGCAAGACGGGGUGAGAAUCAUCUCUGUGGGGCUGCAGACAGCCUCUGAGGAGAACCUGAAGGCCAUGGCCACGGGUCAGUUUCAUUUCAGCCUCCGGACGGUCAGGGACCUCAGCGCGUUCUCCCAGAACAUGACGCAGAUCAUCAAGGAUGCGGCUCAGUACGAGGAAGGAGCAGCCGAUGAUAUUCUUGUUGAAGUGUGCCAAGGCCCUUCAGUGGCUGAUGUUGUCUUCCUGUUGGAUAUGUCCAUCAACGGCAGCGAGGAGAACUUAGACUAUCUUAAGGAGUUCCUCGAAGAAAGUGUAUCUGCUCUUGACAUAAAGGAAAAUUGCAUGAGGGUUGGCCUCGUGGCCUACAGCGAUGAGACGCAGGUGAUAAACUCACUGAGCAGGGGCAUAAAUAAGUCGGAGGUUCUCCAGUCUAUCCAGAGCCUCUUUCUUCAGGAUGGGAAGGCCUACACCGGGGCCGCCCUCAGAAAGGUAAGGGAGGAAGUGUUCAGCGCAUACAACGGCAGUCGGAGGAAUCAGGGGGUGCCCCAGAUUGCCGUGCUGGUGACCCACCAGCCAUCAGAAGACAACGUGACCGAGGAGGCUGUCAACCUCCGGCGCCAGGGUGUGGCCGUCUUCACCCUGGGCAUGGAGGGGGCCAGCGAGAGCCAGCUGGAGAAGAUCGCGUCGCACCCUGCUGAGCUGUAUGUCUCCAAACUGAAGACCUUCUCCGAUCUGGCCGCUCACAACCAGACAUUUCUGAAGAAGCUGCGGAACCAGAUAACACACACAGUCUCUGUGUUUUCCGAACAAACCGAAACUCUCAAAGGAGGUUGUGUGGACACUGAAGAAGCAGACAUCUAUCUGCUCAUUGAUGGAUCCUGGAACAUCCAGGCCACAGACUUCCAAGAAAUGAAGACGUUCCUAUCAGAGGUUGUAAAGAUGUUCACCAUCGCUCCCCAGAACGUGCGGGUUGGGGCUGUUCAGUACGCUGACAGCUGGGAUUUAGAAUUUGAGAUCAAUAAAUACUCUAACAAGCACGACUUGGGAAAGGCCAUUGAGAACAUCAGGCAGAUGGGCGGGGGUACGCACACAGGCGCAGCCCUGAAUUUCACCCUGGGGCUGUUGCAAAAAGCAAAGCAGCAGCGAGGAAACCGAGUGCCCUGCCAUCUUGUCGUCCUGACAAACGGCGUGUCGGAGGAUAGCAUCCUGGAGCCUGCAAACAGGCUAAGGGAGGAGCUCAUCCACGUUCACGCCAUCGGGGUCAAGGAGGCCAACCAAACACAGCUGCGAGAGAUCACGGGCGAGGAGAAGAGGGUGUACUACGUGCAUGACUUUGACGCUUUGAAAGACAUAAGAAACCAAGUUGUUCAAGAAAUCUGUGCUGAAGAAGCCUGCAAAGAGAUGAAAGCUGACAUCAUGUUUCUGGUGGACAGUUCUGGCAGUAUAGGAGAUGUUAACUUUGAGAAAAUGAAAACCUUCAUGAAAAACCUGGUGAGCAAAUCUCAGAUUGGCGCAGAUCGUGUGCAAAUCGGCGUAGUCCAGUUCAGUGACAUCAAUGAGGAGGAGUUUCAGCUCAACAAAUACAUGUCCCAGAGUGAAAUUUCAGAUGCCAUAGACCAAAUGCAACAGAUGAAACAAACUACAAUGACGGGCAGUGCCCUGGCCUUUGUGUCUCAGUACUUCAGCCCCGCCAAGGGGGCCCGACCCAACGUCAGGAAGUUUCUCAUCCUCAUCACUGAUGGCGAAGCUCAUGACAUAGUCAAGGACCCAGCAGAAGCACUUCGGCAAGAUGGCAUCAUUAUCUACUCUGUGGGGGUGUUUGGCUCCAAUGUCACCCAGCUGGAGGAGAUCAGCGGGAGGCGGGAGAUGGUUUUUUAUAUUGAGAAUUUCGACAUUCUGCAGAGCAUUGAAGACAAUCUCAUUUUUGGAAUAUGCAGCCCCCGGGAAGAUUGCAAGCGAUACGAAGUUUUAGACGUUGUAUUUGUGAUUGAUAGCUCUGGCAGCAUUGACAAUAAUGAAUAUAAUAUCAUGAAGGAUUUCAUGAUAGACUUGGUGAAAAAAGCUAACGUUGGCAAGAACCAGGUCCGAUUUGGGGCUAUGAAGUACGCUGAUGACCCGGAGGUGCUGUUUUACCUGGAUAACCUCGACACAAAAUCGAAGGUGAUUUCAGUGCUCCGGAAUGACCAGCCCAUGGGGGGCAACACCUACACUGCCGAGGCUCUGGGCUUCUCAGACCACAUGUUCACCGAAGCCCGGGGCAGCCGCAUGCACCAAGGGGUCCCCCAAGUCCUCAUCGUGAUCACCGAUGGGGAAUCCCAUGAUGCAGAAAAGCUCAAUGCCACCGCCAAGGCCUUGCGAGACAAAGGCAUUCUUGUCCUGGCCGUGGGGAUCGCUGGUGCUAAUCCCGUGGAGCUGCUAGCCAUGGCAGGGUCGAGUGACAAAUACUUCUUCGUGGAGACUUUUGGAGGCCUGAAGGGGAUAUUUUCAGACGUGUCAGCCAGUGUGUGUAACUCUUCACAAGUAGAUUGUGAAAUUGAAAAAGUAGAUCUCGUUUUCCUCCUGGAUGGUUCCACUAGCAUCCAGCAGGAAGACUUCAAGAAGAUGAAGGCGUUCUUGGUGUCCAUUGUUCAAGACUUUGACGUCAGCAUCAACAGAGUACACAUAGGAGCCGCCCAGUUUAGCCAUGACUAUCGUCCAGAGUUCCUACUGGGGAAGUUCACAGGCAAAAAGGAGAUUUCAUUUCAGAUUGAAAACAUCGAGCAGAUUUUUGGAAACACACAUAUCGGUGCUGCACUCCAGAAUGUGGGGCGUUACUUCCAGCCCCACAUGGGCAGCCGGAUAAACACAGGUACCCCACAGGUGCUGCUGGUCCUCACAGAUGGCCAGUCCCAAGACGAGGUGGCUCAGGCCGCCGAAGACCUGAGACACAAAGGCAUCGACAUCUACACUGUGGGCAUUGGGAAGGUGGAUGACCAGCAGCUUAUUCAGAUCACCGGGACUGCGAGUAAAAAACUCACAGUUCAUAACUUCGAUGAACUGCGUAAGGUCAAGAAGAGGAUAAUUCGCAACAUCUGCACCUCGGGCGGUGAGAGCAAUUGUUUCGUGGAUGUUGUGGUAGGAUUUGACAUCUCAACUCAGCAGAAGGGGCAGACUUUGCUUGACGGUCAGCCUUGGGUGGAAACCUACCUGCAAGACAUCUUACUCGCCAUCAGCUCCCUUAAUGGGGUCAGCUGUGAGGUGGGCACGGAGACCCAGGUUAGCGUGGCUUUUCAAGUGACCAACGCCAUGGAAAAAUACUCACCCAAGUUCGAGAUCUACAGUGAAAACAUACUGAAUAGCUUGAAGAAUGUAACAGUUAAAGGACCGUCUGUUCUCAAUGCAAACUUCUUGAGUUCCCUGUGGGAUGCAUUUCAGAAUAAAUCGGCUGCCCGCGGCAAGGUGGUUCUCUUAUUUUCAGAUGGAUUGGAUGAUGAUGUUGAAACCCUCGAACAAAAAUCUGAUGAGCUUAGAAAAGAAGGCCUGAAUGCCCUCAUAACUGUCGCUCUGGAUGGAGCCCCAGAUUCAGGUGACCUGGCUGAUCUUCCCUACAUUGAAUUUGGGAAAGGAUUUGAGUACAAGACCCAGUUCACUAUUGGAAUGGGGAAUCUUGGAAGCCAACUGUCAAAGCAGCUGGUCAAUGUUGCCGAAAGAACAUGCUGCUGUUUAUUCUGCAAGUGCAUUGGAGAAGAUGGCACAAGAGGAGAUCCUGGACCUCCUGGGAAUAAGGGAUCCACAGGUUUUAAAGGCAGUGAAGGCUACCUGGGAGAGGAGGGCGUUGCUGGGGAAAGAGGAGCCUCUGGACCAAUGGGAGAGCAAGGUACUAAGGGAUGCAAUGGUGCCAAAGGUCCUAAGGGAAGCAGAGGACUAAAUGGACAUCAGGGAGAAGCUGGGGAGAGUGGAAUUGACGGAUUGAGUGGCAUACAGGGUGACAGUGGUCUUCCUGGAAGAAAAGGAGAAAAAGGUGACGAAGGAUCACAGGGAAGCCCGGGAAAGAAAGGGAUUCCUGGAGACCGUGGAGCAAAGGGCCUGCGAGGAGACCCUGGAGUUCCUGGACUUGACAAUAUCAUAGAAGGACCCAAGGGCUUGAAAGGAGGACGUGGACAACAGGGUAGAAGAGGCGUGCCGGGCCCCCCUGGAACACCGGGCUCCCGAAGUGACACAGCAGCUCCUGGCCGAAGGGGACAUACAGGCCCACAGGGGACAACAGGUGCUCCAGGCCCAGAUGGACUCGAAGGCUCACCUGGACCUAAGGGCCCUCAGGGCCCAAGAGGAGAGGCUGGUACGAAAGGAGAAGCAGGAGGUCUGGGGAGUAGGGGUCCCCAGGGGCCUCCAGGACCAGAAGGAAAGGCAGGGAGUCAAGGCCAUUUGGGAAGCCAAGGAAAUAAAGGAGAACCUGGAGAUCCGGGAGAAAAAGGAGCCAUGGGCCUCGCCGGCCCCCGGGGCUUGCCGGGUGAUGAUGGCAGCCCAGGUUAUGGUAGCGUUGGAAGUAAAGGAGCAAAGGGACAAGAAGGAUUCCCUGGAGAAAGCGGGUCUAAGGGUGAGGUUGGCGACCCUGGUGGCCCAGGAGAAGUUGGACCCAAGGGAGCGAGAGGCCUGACGAUGUCCGCUGGGCUUCCAGGAGAACCAGGACCCCCUGGGGAGCUGGGACCCCCUGGACGCAAGGGUGUGAAGGGGGCCAAAGGAUUGGCUUCAUUUUCCAUGUGCGAGCUCAUUCAGUAUGUGCGGGACCACAGUCCUGGCGGAUACGGAAAGCCAGAGUGCCCCGUGCACCCGACCGAGCUGGUCUUUGCCUUAGACCAGUCGCAGGAUGUGACCAAGCAGGAGUUCGAGCAGAUGAAGGAGGUGAUGUCCUCGCUGGUGAGCAGCGUUCGCGUCCGGGACAGCGGCUGUCCCGUGGGAGCGCGCAUCGCGGUCCUGUCCUACAACUCCCGCGUCCGACACCUCAUCCGCUUCUCAGACACCUACCAGAAGAACCGCCUCCUCCGGGAAAUCGAAGCCAUCCCCUACGAGAGGUCCUCAGACGGCAGGGAGAUCGGCAAAGCGAUGAGGUUUAUCUCCAGGAACGUCUUCAAGCGAACCCUCCCAGGCACUCACACGAGAAGAAUCGCCACGUUUUUCAGCAGCGGCCAGUCUGCCGAUGGCCAGUCCGUCACCACGGCCACCAUGGAAUUCAGCGCCCUUGACAUCGUUCCUGUCGUGAUUGCUUUCAGUAACGUGCCCUCCAUCAAGCGUGCGUUUUCGAUCGACGACACUGGCACAUUCCAGGUAAUAAUGGUUCCAUCCAGGGCUGACUACACGCCAACGCUGGAGAGACUGCAGAGGUGCACGUUCUGCUACGAUGUGUGCAGGCCAGACGCUUCCUGCGAUGAAGCCAGACCGCCCCCGGUGCAGUCUUACAUGGAUGCGGCUUUCCUUCUGGACGGCUCCCGGCAUGUGGGAAGUGCCGAGUUCGAAGGCAUAAGAGACUUCCUGGGAGCACUGUUAGAUCACUUUGAAGUGACCCCAGAGCCUGAGACCUCUGUCACUGGAGACAGGGUGGCCCUGUUAAGCCAUGCUCCCCCCAGCUUCCUACCCAACACACAGAAGAGUCCCGUGAGAACCGAGUUCAACCUCACCACCUAUGGCAGCAGGCGCCGCAUGAAGAGGCAUGUGGAAGAAUCUGUCCAACAGCUGAAUGGAGACGCUUUUAUCGGUCAUGCCUUACAGUGGACCCUGGACAAUAUCUUUCUGAGUGCCCCAAAUCUGAGAAAAAACAAAGUCAUAUUUGUGAUAUCAGCUGGGGAAACCAGUCACUUGGACAGAGAAACCUUGAAGAAAGAAUCUUUGAAAGCCAAAUGUCAAGGGUAUGCCCUGUUUGUAUUUUCCUUUGGCCCUACUUGGAAUGACAAGGAACUGGAAGAUCUAGCCAGCCACCCCCUGGAUCACCACCUGGUCCAGCUCGGUCGAGUUCAUAGACCUGACCACGGAUACGGUGUGAAGUUCGUGAAGUCUUUUAUAAACUCAAUCAGGCGUGCGAUCAACAAAUACCCGCCAGUGAACUUCAAAACAAAGUGCAACAGACUCAGCUCUGCAAAUCUGCGGCAGCACCCCCAGCAGCAGCUGCGAAGCUUUGUCCCUGGACCACAUAAAACUGCCCUUAAAGAAGACGCAUUACGAAAGGCAAAAUUCUUUCAAGAUAAAAAAUAUGUUUCAAGAACAGCAAGAGAGAGCAGAGGUAAUUCUGUUCGAAAUGUUACGAGGAACACAUCUCGUGCCUUUAAAAACUGGAAAGUGGUAAAAACUAUUCCCAAAGGGCAUGAUGAAGGAGGUGCUCAAAGAAUUUAACCUGAGGAAGCAUGGUAAGACCCUGGACUCACUGCCAGACUGUGGGUGACUUGUACUCAGAUGUCCGCCUGUACCUGGAGGUCCACUCCAGAGGGCUGGACAAACCACAGGGCGUGGGGUGUGAGGCAAUGUGCUGUGUGCGCUCACUGGUGUUAAGAUAUAUCUGGUCCAUUUAUGUGACCACUCUGGGUAAUCCCAGUCUACUAAGACUGAUAUAUUACAGAACUGUUAUCAUUAAGAGAUGGAAGAAUGAAGAAAUAUUUUGAAGUCUAAUGGCCAUGAUAAUUUGAAGGUAAAUUUUAUAUAGUUAUACACGUGCGUACGUGGGCCGGUGCUAAUUAUUCUGAUCGUCAAUGUCCGUCCAGCCCAUUGUCCGCACACCAAGCUUUCUUUCUCAGUUUCGUUCUGUUUAAUGCUCACCUGCUUAAGCAGAGGUUGUUUUGGGAGACCCCAAAGUUUACCUUAGAGAUUGAUGCUGUUGGCAUGCCAUCAUUUUGAAACCGCGGCCUCCCACGACGAGUCUGCUUAGACACGUCACCAUCCCUGUACGGAUGGAGUAU
Artibeus jamaicensis (Jamaican fruit-eating bat) is the source of this 7535-nucleotide messenger RNA. It is a transcript of the gene COL6A6, whose product is annotated as collagen type VI alpha 6 chain. The transcript is spliced from 38 exons. Gene Ontology annotation, biological process: extracellular matrix organization. NCBI's taxonomy places the organism in Eukaryota, Metazoa, Chordata, Mammalia, Chiroptera, Phyllostomidae. The record is from RefSeq and is a predicted model, not a curated record. The coding region runs from base 157 to 6975 and encodes 2272 amino acids. Gene Ontology annotation, molecular function: extracellular matrix structural constituent conferring tensile strength.